Messenger RNA from Dichomitus squalens LYAD-421 SS1, 1069 nucleotides. RefSeq names its product nuclease Le1. Gene Ontology annotation, molecular function: nucleic acid binding; endonuclease activity. The transcript has 9 exons. The record is from RefSeq and is a predicted model, not a curated record. NCBI's taxonomy places the organism in Eukaryota, Fungi, Basidiomycota, Agaricomycetes, Polyporales, Polyporaceae. Gene Ontology annotation, biological process: DNA catabolic process. The coding region runs from base 46 to 1035 and encodes 329 amino acids.
CAGCAGCAGAUCUAUCAAGCCCUGACAAGUCGGACUGCACUCAAGAUGCUCACCCUCUUGGCUGGUUUCUCCGUCGUCGCCUUUGCCCAAGGUGUCCUUGCCUGGGGAAAUCUGGGCCACGAGACUGUCGGUUACGUCGCCCAGGAGUUCCUCGCUCCCAAGGCCCUGGCGUUCGUGCAGUCCUCUCUUGGAUCCACCUACAACGAGACCCUUGGCGCGGCAGCUACGUGGGCCGAUAGCAUCAAGUACACCUCCGGGUACACCUGGUCUGCACCCCUCCACUUCGUGGAUGCUGAAGACUCUCCCCUCAAUGGCUCGUGCUCUGUCGAGGAGACGCGUGACUGUGGUGACUCAGACUGCAUCCUCACUGCUAUCGCAAACUACACCACUCGCGUCGCGAAGACGAGCCUCAGCAAGGCCCAGCGGCAGGAAGCGCUCAAGUUCCUUGAUCAUUUCCUGGGCGACAUCGGUCAGCCCCUCCACGUCGAGGCCUACGAAGUAGGCGGUAACGACAUCUCUGCCAAGUGCUCUGGCAAAGACACCAACUUGCAUGCUGCAUGGGAUACCGGCAUAGUUACGAAGAACAUCGACGACAACCACGACGGCGACGUCCAGACCUACGCCGCCGACCUCGUCGCUAAGAUCAAGACUGGCUCGUACAAGUCGCUCACGUCCAAAUGGCUGAGCUGCACGUCGACAACGGAGCCCGUCGAGAAGCGCUUCCUCUACCAGAAGUCGCACACGCUGGAGGACGACGUCAAGGCCCUCCUAGCCCGCGCCGAGGCUGAGGAGGCGGACGUGUACUUGGAGCGGCGCGCGACCAUCACCCCACUCGAGUGCCCGCUGGUCUGGGCGCAGGAGUCCAACGCGAACUGCUGCUCUGUUGUGUUUUCGUACACGUCUGGGGAGGAUCUGUGCACGAGCAGCUACUACACCAAGGCUGUGCCAGUCAUAGACCUUCAGCUCGCGAAGCAGGGCUACCGCCUCGCUGCCUGGCUCAACGUCAUAUUCGACGGCGAUACCAACCUCCCCUAAAAUCUCGGAUUCAGAAAGUAUUUGUACAAUGAAG